Talaromyces atroroseus is the source of this 1644-nucleotide messenger RNA. RefSeq lists its product as hypothetical. The record is from RefSeq and is a predicted model, not a curated record. Bases 1 to 1644 code for a protein of 547 amino acids. Gene Ontology annotation, molecular function: FAD binding. Lineage: Eukaryota; Fungi; Ascomycota; Eurotiomycetes; Eurotiales; Trichocomaceae. The transcript has 5 exons.
AUGCCGUUGUCCAUGUCCUGGGUGCGCAGGCUUCUUAUACCAGUUAUAUUGAUCAGUACUCGUGUCGCUGGACAGGAGCAAUCGCCGAUUUGGCUAGAGCAGCAGACAAUCUAUGCUGCGGUCAACAGUUCGACACUCAAUUGUGACAGAGCCGCAAUCGGACAGCAGAACGUGCACCGCGGCAUACCUCCCGAAGGUUCUAGCACAAGUUAUUAUAGUACACAGCAGCAAGAACUACACCCUCUAUGCAUUGCUGCACCCGAAACGGCCGAACAGAUAGCCAAGGCAAUAAUCACUGUCAAGGACCAGGAAUGCCCAUUCGCUGUGAAAAGCGGCGGCCACGCAGCUUAUGCGGGCGCUUCAAACAUUCAAAAUGGGCUCGUGUUCGAUCUGCGGAACUUGAAUAGUGUCCAUAUUUCCGAAGAUAAGUCUAUAGCGUCUGUUGGCUCGGGAAAUAGAUGGAUAGAUGUCUAUUCGGUCCUGCAAGAGCACAAACUGGCCGUUGCCGGUGGCCGCAUAGCAUCAGUCGGGGUUGGCGGGUUUCUGCUUGGAGGGGGAUUGUCGUUGUAUAGUCAAAAGUACGGCUGGGCUGUAGACAAUGUGCGAAACUUUGAGGUUGUUUUGGCAGACGGUGCUAUUGUCAAUGCAAAUGCCGAUACCAAUUCAGAUCUGUUCUGGGCGCUCCGAGGCGGCGGCAGCAAUUUUGGCAUUGUGACUCGUUUCGACUUGCAGACACACCCAUUAGACUUGGUCUGGGGAGGCACUGAAUUAGUCGCAUUGUCAGACCUUGCCUCGCGCCAGAGUGCGUUGAAUCUCAGAGAGCCAUUUGACUGGACGCUGCGGUCAGCAUCCAACAACAUGGGUAGAGUGCUCCGUCAAGGGUUGUGCUUUAUCGGAAAAUGCGUCCACUCCAGAGAUUUCAUAAACCAUUUUGUGAGGAUGGCCGAGCAGCCAGAUACCAAUGCCCACAUGUACACUUUCUUCGCUUGGUUUCCACAACUUCGAAUGAUGGGAGCAGGAGGUAGCCAUGCUUAUCUCGCGCCAGUUGCCGAGCCACCUGCAUUUGAAAACAUGACAUCAAUGAACACCUUUUUCUCUACGACGAAACUCAGGACAUUGACAGACUUGGUCAAAGAGCUAGAUGCGUUUACCCUCUCGGGUUAUCGGACCUAUUGGGACACAUUGACUUUCAAAGUGGACGCAGAAUUGAUCUCAAAGUUAUGGGACAUAUUCCUGGAAGAAACCCACGAGAUCAAAAAUAUACCAAACUGCCAGCCAGCAACUAAUAACCAGCUGAUCACUAAACGUCACAUUGCGUUAUCCGAAAAGGAUGGGGGAAAUCCAAUGGGAAUUAAAUCGGAAGAUGGACCGUUGUUCCUAUUCAGCAUCACAGUUACAUACACGGACCCCAUGGACGAUGCCAGGAUGAGGAACGCCGCGCAAAAUGUUAUGUCUCGAGCGAAAGCACUGGCUCAGGAGAUGGGCUUGUACCAUCCCUUUGUGUUCAAGAACUAUGCCAAUGGCGAAACAGAUGUCUACGCGGGAUAUGGAGCAGAGAGCCGGCAGAAGCUGAGAGAGAUUCAAAAGAAGUACGACUCUGCUGGUGUGUUUUCGCGAUUGCAGCCAGGAGGUCAUAAGCUAUAG